AAGCAUAGGGUGUGCUGUUGGACAGAAAGUGAACUCUGGACCCUCCAUUAAACCAACAUUUCCGUAAGUUGUCCACUGUGGUCACAACAAAACGUUGUCCUACACAACUUCUCCUGCGUGUUGUGGACAUUUAUCAGCGAUAAUGUCAGACAAAACAAGCUUUGCCGAUACCAACGUACACCUGGAUGUUAAGGAUUAUUAUGGAAAGACAUUGAAGAACACCUCAGACUUGAAUAGCAAUGCCUGUGUGGCUUCUGCCACGCCCCUUCCUAAAUUCAUCCUCCAGGCUCUGAAGAAAGUCCAUCCUGAUGUCACUGACAGAUACUUUGGUUGUGGUCUGGUGGUGCCAGAGUGUUUGGAGGGCUGCAGGAUUCUGGACCUGGGCAGUGGGAGUGGUAGAGACUGCUACAUGCUGAGUCAGCUGGUGGGAGAGACGGGCCAUGUCACUGGCAUUGACAUGACUGAGGAUCAGCUUGAAGUAGCCAGGAAACAUGUGGACUUUCACAUGAAGGAGUUUGGCUACAAGAAGCCCAACGUGACUUUUGUCCAGGGCUUCAUUGAGGCCUUGACAGAAGCGGGUCUGGAAAAGAGCUCUUACGAUAUCAUUAUCUCCAACUGUGUGGUCAACCUUUCUCCAGACAAGAAGAAAGUUCUGACUGAAGCUUACAGUGUGCUUAAGGAUGGUGGUGAGUUCUUCUUCAGUGACAUGUACUGCAAUGGAAGACAAACAGAGGAGAUUAAAAACAACAAAGUCCUGUGGGGUGAGGGCUUUGGUGGUGCGCUGUGGUACAAAGAUCUGCUGCAAUUGGCCAAGGAAGUAGGAUUCAGCACCCCCAGGCUUGUUACUGCCAGCACCAUCACUGUUGACAACAAGGACAUGGAGGCGAUUCUGGGUGACUUCAAGUUUGUCUCUGCCACAUAUCGUCUGUUUAAGGUCCCUAAAGGCAGCACCAAGCCAUGUAAAGUCAUGUAUAAUGGUAACAUCACAUGGGCGGAGGAGACCCUCCGCUUUGACUGCCAGUACACCUUCAAGGCUGAUCAAGUAGUGGAGGUAGAUGCCGACGUAGCCGCCAUUCUGACCCAUUCCAGAUUUGCACAGGUCUUCACUUUCCAGCCACUAGGAGGCUCCUGUGAACCCUGCGGAGUCCGACCAAAGGCAAGCACCGAGAAUCCUUUUGAGCUGGCUGUGCAGCUGCAGAGAGCAAGUCCAGGUUCACCCACAGGGGGGAGUUGCAGCACAAAGUCUGCACCCUGCUGCAAGUGAUUGAUGCAAAUACACCCAGAGUCACAUGGUGGUACCACAGUAGUUUAAAUAAACAUAUUACUCAAUAUGUGCAUUGAAUGUGCUGUAGGGGUGAAUAAUUAGAACAGUCAAACCCAGUAAAUUCAGGUUAUAGCGAAUACUAUAUUACAGGAAAUUAUGUUAUGAUAACUGAUGUUUAGUAUUCACUGCUCUCCCCCUUUAAACAGGAUAUGCUUGUUGUGGAAAUACAACAUAAUAGAUCAUUUUUUGACACCUACUUUAAACACAUAUAAUUACUCACAAUAUUCCAUCCUUUUUUGGGUGUUUUUUACAUUUCUUCGUGACGAGCUGCAGCAUACCCCAGCUGACUUAGUGUAAGAGGUGUACGCCACCUGACCAGAGAAACAGUCAACCAUUCACACUUUUAUCGUCACUCAGUGGGGACUGAAACCACACAAGUCAAUCGCUAAACCAGUGGUGUCCAAAGUGUGGCUCGUAGGCCAUUUUUUAUUCAAAAUAAAAGACAUUGAAUAUCAUUGAGAUACAAUAUGUUACUUGAUAUUACACUUUGCAGUUAAGCGGUUUAGUUCAGAUAGCUUAGCAGAGGGACACCCCUGCACUAAACUAUUAGUAACAUUCACAAUCUACAGUCCAAAUAAUUCAACUUUUUAGUGCGUUUUGGUGUGAUAUGUCUUACUCCUAAACGGCACACUUCUAAUUAUGUUUCUGCUGUACCACUUCUAGUUUGAAUGACUUUAGUUAAUUUUGCCACAUGGUUUUAAUAAACGACAUGAAUUGCUGAAUGUUACGGUAAUAAUAAAUACAUGUCUUGUCAUGCUAUAUCAAUUUGAAUGCCUUUACACAUGAUGAUUUAGAGCAGGGGUGUCAAACGUACGGCCGGAGGGGCGGAUCAGGCCCGCAAACAGGUUUUAUCCGACCCGCGGGAUGAGUUUGCUAAGUAUAAAAUUUAACCUGAAAUUUUUGAAUGAAAGAAACAGCUGUUCUAAAUGUGUCCGCUGGAUGUCGCAAUAGCAAUUCUUUGUAUCUUUGUAGAUGAUGCUACAUAUGUACAAAAUAAACCACAUAAUGUUAGUGCAUCAGUCAAGGAAAAUUAUCAAACUACAUAAAUAACAUACUGUAAUUGGAUUUUGAUAUAUUUUUUUUAUCUUGAUAGAUUGAAAAUGAACACCGAUGAGUUAACUGACGAACAUUGUCACAUCAUUUAUUCAGAAAAUAUAAAUAAUGACAAAUAAAGAUAGAAUACUAUUAACCACAACAUGUAAGUGUAAAAAAAAACCCCAACAACAUUAUGAUUUGUACAUUUUCACAAUGUGCUUGUUCUAUUUUUAAACAAAGAAAACAAUCUGAAGUUGUCUUUAUUUUUAAGUUAUCGUGCCGUGAUUUUACAAGUCCGGCCCACUUUGGAGUAGAUUUUUCUCCAUGUGGCCCCCGAUCUAAAAUGAGUUUGACACCCCCGGUUUAGAGUUUUUUCAUCUAGUCACAAAGUAUUGAGAGCUUCCACUGUACAACUAGUACACAUUGUGAGUGUUACAACAUGAAGGAAUGGUGUUCGUUUGAUCCAAAACAUGACCUUUUUUCCCAUGAGUUAGUCACAAAGUACAUCCCUCGCUUUUCAACAAGCCUUUUAGUAUAUAUUUUAAAUGAAACUUGGACAUAAUUUGGAGUAGUCCGUUUACAGCUUGUGUAGCAUACUUGCCAACCUUGAGACCUCCGAAUUCGGGAGAUGGGGGUUUGGUGGUAGCGGGGGUGUAUAUUGUAGCGUCCCGGAAGAGUUAGUGCUGCAAGGGGUUCUGAGUAUUUGUUCUGUUGUGUUUAUGUUGUGUUACGGUGCGGAUGUUCUCCCAAAAAGUGUUUGUCAUUCUUGUUUGGUGUGGGUUCACAGUGUGGCGCAUAUUUGUAACAGUGUAAAUGUUGUUUAUACGGCCACCCUCAGUGUGACCUGUAUGGCUGUUGAUCAAGUAUGAAGUGCGUUCCCUUAUGUGUGUGUUAAAGCCGUAGAUGUUAUGUGACUUGGCCGGCAUGCUGCAAGUAUGGAGGAAUAGCGGACGUGACGACAUGUUGUAGAGGACGCUAAAGGCCCCCAAUAUUGUUGUCCGGGUGGAAAUCGGGAGAAAUUCGGGAGGACGGUUGCCCCGGGAGAUUUUCGGGAGAGGUACUGAAAUUUGGGAGUCUCCCGGGAAAAUUGGGAGGGUUGACAAGUAUGUUGUGUAGCGAUAAAGAUGUAUAAGUCAUUGAAAAUAAACUAGCAUAGUUGUGACGAUCUGUCACUUCACUUCUGGUGGUGGUUCCUUGUUUGGUGUUUGUUUCCUGUCGGCGCUAUUAUUUUCAUUCCCCUUCCUGUAUGUCUCCUUGAUCACUCAUUUCCCUCACCUGUCCCUGAUUGGCAGCCGGGCACACCCGGUUGCAGUUGCCACUCAGAUGGCUAUUUAUGCCUGCAUGCCUUGCCUGUUCCUCAGUGCUGGUGGAUUGACUAUGUUAGGGACCUUAUGCUGGAUGCAUGACUUCUCCUUGUUUUGAGCGUGAUACAAUCGCUUACCUGCCUGUUGUCCUCCUGUUUCCUGCAUCUUGGGGUCACAACCGCCGCAGCCAUGCGAGUUCCUCACAAUAGUGACGUUAUUGUCAAACUGACAGUGAACUUUACAACUGUGUCCUGCAGUAAUGUUGGUUUGUUUUUUCGUGGAUAAUCAAAUAUUUUUACUGCGACAAGCUGUACACUGACUUAUCUAAAGUAUAUUAAAGUUAAAUUUAUAUUGCCUACUGUAACUGCACUGUUAUACAAAUUGUUGAUGACAUAUAAGGACUGUACUGUAUAAGCAAGUAAUUGGCUAUUUUGGUGAAGCAGCAGGAUUGAAUACAGUCUGCACAUUAUACAAUGAUUUUCUAUACUGUAUUGACAAAACACCAAGAAAUGGUCAAGUUUUUCACCUUUUUGUCUAUUCUCAACAAAGAUUUAGAUCAAUAAAUUGCAUUACCACAAAGUCUGAGAGUUGUUAAUGAAGUUCAAACUAGACAAUACUUAGUUUGUACACAAUAUUGCAGGGUUGUCCAAACCCUUAAUAUUUUAUACAUUUUUUUUUUUAUUUUGUAAAGAGGCAACCAAAAAAGAGUUAAACAGGAGCACUAUUAUAAAUUAGAAUACUGUGCAAAACUUUAUGAUUUCAGAAGUUCAAUCAAACUAAGAGACCAAUUAAAUGUAUUUUGCGAAAUAGAACAAAAAACAAUAUUUUAACUUUUGUAUUAGCUGUAUGCUACAAUCAGUAAAAUAAUAAUCACUUUACAAGCAAUACAAAUACAAUACAAAAAAGCAAUAAAUACAGAAAUUAACUUAAAAACAGAAAACUAGACAAAGUAAAAACAGUAAAGAUCAAAACAUAAAAAAAAUAGAUUCUUGAAAUAAAAUGUGUGUGGAUUUAUGUAAUAGUUUCACCUUUUUAAAUAAAAAAUAUUGAAAUGAAUUAUUUUUUUUGGAAGAUUCAUUGUAGAUCAUCCAUUGUCUACCGCUUGUCCCUUUUGUUGCCAAUCAACCUAUCCCCAGGUGCAUGUCUUUGGAGGUGGGAGGAAACCGGACUACCCGGAGGGAACCUGCAAACUCCACAAAGAAGGACCCCGAGCCUGGGGAUUGAACUCAGGACCUUCGUAUUGUGAGGCACACGCACUAACCCCUGGCCCACCAUGCUGCCCCAUUGUAGAUAAGUGAUUGUUAAAUGAAACCUCUGCCUAGUUUUUAAUGAAUAUUUAGGCCUAUAACACUACUGUAUUUUAAUAUUGGUCAUUAGGUACUUGUUCUGUCACAGCUUCUUCCCUCAGGCCAUAAGACUCUUGAACGCAUCAUAAUAAUCCCCUCAAUUCCCCCCCAAAAACGGAUUAACUGGCUGGGAAAUAUAAAGACAAUAUAACAUACAUCCAUAAAUGUGGAUGCAUAUGCAAAAGUGCAAUAUAUUUAUCUGUACAGUAAUAUAUUUACUUAUAUCUGCUUUAUAGCUAUAUCUAU
Entelurus aequoreus (snake pipefish) is the source of this 5255-nucleotide messenger RNA. Its product is annotated as arsenite methyltransferase-like. Gene Ontology annotation, biological process: arsonoacetate metabolic process; toxin metabolic process. The transcript is spliced from 11 exons. The coding region runs from base 143 to 1264 and encodes 373 amino acids. The record is from RefSeq and is a predicted model, not a curated record. Lineage: Eukaryota; Metazoa; Chordata; Actinopteri; Syngnathiformes; Syngnathidae. Gene Ontology annotation, cellular component: cytosol. Gene Ontology annotation, molecular function: arsenite methyltransferase activity.